AGUGAAAUUAUCAAUCUGGUAGUGAAGAAAAUGGCAGAAGAGACAUCUGUAGCAACGUCCCCAGUGGCAGCAGCCACCACCUCGGCCCCAGCGGCUAAGAAAGCUAAAGUUCCCAAGAGUGGUGCAUCAGCCGCCAAGAAAGCAAAACCAACGCAUCCAAAAACCUCUGAGAUGGUGAAUAAGGCCAUCAAGGAACUGAAGGAACGCGGUGGUUCAUCCCUUCAGGCCAUCAAGAAGUACGUGGCAGCCAAUUACAAGGUUGAUGCCGAGAAGUUGGCCCCAUUCAUCCGCAGAUACUUGAAAUCUGCCGUCACCAGUGGUGCUCUUGUACAGACCAAGGGUAAGGGAGCUUCGGGCUCCUUCAAAUUGGCCACAACGGCAAAGGGUGAGAAGAAGACAGCUGAGAAGAAGCCACGUGCCCCAAAGAAGGUUGCAACGGGUGAGAAGAAGGCAAAGAAAGCAUCAGCAUCGCCCAAGAAGAAGCCCUCAGCAGCAGCAAAGAAAGCUGUGGCGGCAAAGAAGCCAAGUGGUGAGAAGAAGAAGAAGCCCGCUGCACCGAAGAAAGCUGCUGCUACUGCGACAAAGAAGGUAGCCCCAAAACAGAAACCCACCAAGCCAUCCGCUAAAACAGCCGCGAAACCCAAAGCACCCAAGCCGAAGAAGACUGGAACACCCAAGAAGGCUGCAGCCCCAAAGAAGACAGCCGCAAAGAAGAAGUAAACAGACAGAUUUUUCAGCAGUUGUUCGCUGAUGAAUAUUUCCUCCCACAUUGGGAUACAAAAAAAAACAGCCCUUUUCAGGGCUAUCACAUGAAAUCCCUUAAAGGGUUUAUAAUGAAGAAAAUAACUGACUGUGUUGGAACUUCAGAGCUUCCCUGACAGCUUCUCAAGAAAGACAAGAUUUGUUUCAUUUUUUGCUGGAUCUUGUAUUGUUUAUGAACUUUAUGAAUGAUCUGGCCGCUGAGGACGCGCAAUCUGCGUCGAAAGCUCCGGAAAAGGUAGUUUUAAUUUGGCUGGAUGGCUGGAUUAAGAAACAGCUUCCCUGCUGACGCUUCCGGAAGGAGUUAUGUCCUCCUAACCUAACUUCACUCUCGUAGAUGCUUAAGAAGACCAAAGAAGUAAAAUCUCCCAAUUUUAAGCGAAAUCCGCUCACCGAGCCAUUAUAGAGCUUUAUUUUGUAUUACAAUUUUUGUUUUUAAUAAACAUAAAUUAACAAAAAAAAAUAAAGUUAGAAA
Messenger RNA from Lutzomyia longipalpis, 1234 nucleotides. RefSeq names its product histone H1-like. The coding region runs from base 31 to 720 and encodes 229 amino acids. Gene Ontology annotation, biological process: negative regulation of DNA recombination; chromosome condensation; nucleosome assembly. The record is from RefSeq and is a predicted model, not a curated record. NCBI's taxonomy places the organism in Eukaryota, Metazoa, Arthropoda, Insecta, Diptera, Psychodidae. Gene Ontology annotation, cellular component: nucleus; nucleosome. The transcript has a single exon. Gene Ontology annotation, molecular function: structural constituent of chromatin; nucleosomal DNA binding; double-stranded DNA binding.